Messenger RNA from Ostertagia ostertagi, 213 nucleotides. Lineage: Eukaryota; Metazoa; Nematoda; Chromadorea; Rhabditida; Trichostrongylidae. The record is from the annotation of a GenBank genome assembly.
AUGCGGAAAGAGUUUCAAUCGGUCGUCUACGCUCAACACGCAUAUUCGGAUUCCACCAAGGGCUUCCAUCAGUCGUACAACCUCGCCUUCCACAUGCACACGCAUACGAAGGAAAAGCCGUUCAGAUGCUCGAUAUGCGGCAGAGGAUUUUGUCGGAAUUUCGAUCUGAAGAAGCACAUAAAGCGAAUGCAUACUGAUACCUGCUCCAAAUAA